UAUUUCUAUACUAAUUUAUUUGCAUUUACAUACAAGUAAAAUAAUAUGUUUAUUUAUUGAAAUUGCAAUAUUACAAUUAUCUAUCAUAUUUACAUUUCAUUGUUUAUGUACAAUGGCUUAGAAUUACCACAUGAACAUUCCAGACGUGUUAUCAUAUUUUUUCAAAGACAAAAGUUUGAAUAUAAGACGACAAAAAUGAAGUUGGGAUUCGUAAUAAUUUUCACUAUUCUGAUCGUGUCUGCCUUUUUUGGUAGUACCGAGGCUGGAUGGCUGAAGAAGAAACUAAAGAAAGUGGAAAAGGCUGGACAAAGAGUCAGAGAUGCUGCUGAAAAAGCUUUGCCUAUUGUUAGUGGUUAUGCACCAAUUAUCGCGACGGCAGGAAGAUAAAUUUAUAUUUUAGUUAUUAUAUUAUUAUAUUACUAUUUAUUUUAUUUAUGCCAUACUUAUUAAUAAAAUGUACAAAACUUA
Messenger RNA from Aethina tumida (small hive beetle), 468 nucleotides. RefSeq names its product cecropin-A-like. Gene Ontology annotation, biological process: defense response to Gram-positive bacterium; defense response to Gram-negative bacterium; antibacterial humoral response. NCBI's taxonomy places the organism in Eukaryota, Metazoa, Arthropoda, Insecta, Coleoptera, Nitidulidae. The coding region runs from base 106 to 387 and encodes 93 amino acids. Gene Ontology annotation, cellular component: extracellular region. The transcript has 3 exons. The record is from RefSeq and is a predicted model, not a curated record.